Messenger RNA from Paramecium octaurelia, 453 nucleotides. The record is from the annotation of a GenBank genome assembly. Lineage: Eukaryota; Ciliophora; Oligohymenophorea; Peniculida; Parameciidae.
AUGAUUAAUCAAUAAUAAGAGAUUUUGUUUUAGUCUCUCUUGGAAUCAGAGCCAUCUAUCUAAUAGGUCAGAUCUAUCUAGAUCUAGAGCAGCAAAUACAAGCCUAAAAGGAAGGUGAGUUAAUUUGAGUCUGAAAGUUUGGAUAGUGUAAAGAGUGUUUUCAAUUCUGAUUACGAUCAAAAACCUAUCUUCGAAUCUUACUCUCGGAUAAGCACAGCCAACACAAUCCAUAAGAAAAAUAAAAGGGUCUAUGGAUUGUACAAUUCUCAAAAUGUGAAAUAAAAAUUAGCUUAACGAAAAAGAAUUCAGUCGUUUCGAUUAGAUGAAGAUGUGUAAAGUUACGAAGAGGAGGAGAGUCUUCCUGAAAAACUGAUGGAUGUUGAUCUCUACUUUCGACAGGAUGCCAUUGUUUCAGUCUAAAAAAUUCUUGAAACAAAAAGAAAGCUUUCAUGA